Molecule: messenger RNA, 1329 nt
Organism: Cryptotermes secundus
Lineage: Eukaryota; Metazoa; Arthropoda; Insecta; Blattodea; Kalotermitidae
Product: glycine-rich cell wall structural protein 1.8
Exons: 1
Coding region: 1-1329 (442 amino acids)
Source: RefSeq, a predicted model, not a curated record
AUGGCAAGAAUUCGGAGUGUCAUCACAUUUUCUGGAGCACUGUGUCUUCUGAUUCAAGUUGUGAGUUGCAACGCGUCAGAUCUUGUAGUCGAAACGUCUGAAGACGUAGUGUCAGUAGCGGACCCUAUCAACGAUAUGAAACAGAAGAUUCACGGGAAGAUGUUCAUGGCACGGGCUGCUUCGUCAGAUCUGGAGAGUUCUGCCACAGGCUACGUCUAUAGGAGUGAUGGUAAGAGUCCAUCCAGCUACGUUCAUCUGAGUGAGGGAUCUGAACCUGCCAGCUACGUUCAGCUCAGUGAAGAAGAAAACGAAGCUUCUCCUAGUGCUUAUUACUUGGGCGGUCUAGGAGGUGCCGGUGGAGGAUAUUACCAUUACCCUGGACUUGUAGGGGGUGCAGGGCUGGGAUACGGGUCCGGGCUAGGUCAUAUAGGGUCUUCGUAUAGACAUAUUGGUGGUACCGGAGGAAUCGGUCUAGGACACCUCGGCAGUUCUUACGGCUCCCUUGGCUCAGGAAUUGGUGGAGGAUAUGGACUUGGACAUUAUUAUGGAGGAGGUCUUGGAGGACUUGGGGCCAAAUACAUCGGAGGUGGAGUUAGCCAAGGCGGUGGUUAUUCUCAAGGAUCCGGUGGUGGUGAACAGGGAGGAAGUUACAAAGAGGAAGACUUCAAGAAGGGUGGAGGUGACGAGUACAAAGCUGGUCACGAAUCAAGCGGUGGACAGAAAGGAGAAAAGGGGUAUAAGGUAUAUGAGGCUUAUGACAAGGGCGAUGCUGCGAAGAAGGGCAGUGAGGAACAGAAAGGUUAUUACAGCGACGCGGCAGGUCAGAAGAAAGGUCACCACGACCAAGCGGAACAAUAUGGAGAACAUCAUCAAGGGGCCAAAGGCUACAAGGGAACAAGUUAUGGUCAGAAAGGCAGUCACAAGAAGGGACAUAAAACUACUGGUUACCACAACGUCUAUCACAAAGACGAAUUCAAGAAGGAGCAUUCCUUUUACGAUGACGCUAACAAGAGUGGGCAUGAAAACAAAUAUGGCGGGUACGAAGAACAACAAUCAGCUUCUAAGGGAGGUCACGAGAAGGGAGGCCAUAUUGAUGCCGCUUAUAAUGAAGGUGAACAUGGAAAGAAGGGACAGUUCGAGAAGGGACAGCACUACGGCGAAGAAAAGGGACAUAAAGGUGAAGAAGGUUAUAAAGGAUAUCACGAUAAUCACGAAGAUUAUGGCAAAAAGGCUGGUCAUAAGGAAGGAUCUUCUUAUGGCCAUAGCAGUGGUUACGGUGGUGUCGGAGGGUAUGGCGGAGGGUAUGGCGGUGGGUACGGCUAUUACUGA